Messenger RNA from Rotaria sp. Silwood2, 524 nucleotides. NCBI's taxonomy places the organism in Eukaryota, Metazoa, Rotifera, Eurotatoria, Philodinida, Philodinidae. The record is from the annotation of a GenBank genome assembly.
UACUUGGUCGUUUAAUUGAUAUAUUAGUUAAUUAUAGUUGGUUUUUAUUUACUAAACAUCUUAAAAGACAAACAGAUUUUAUUUCAAUAAAAUUUUUAAUAUUUAUUCGUCUUAUUAUAUUAACUAUUAUUUGUGUUUCUAAUUUAUUUCAAGAAAUAUAUUAUUUCUUAUUUUUUUCAAUUGGUUUUUUUCUAACAUCAUUAUCAAGUUUAAUAUUAUAUUGGAUUGAACGUGAUUUAAGUUUAAAUGAAUUACUUCUUCGAAUUAUAUUAUUUACAAUAAUAAUAAGUGAAAUAAUAUUUCCUGUAUUUAUAUUUUAUAGAAUUGAAUAUUUUAUUCAUUUUUAUUUAUUAAUUGGUUUAUGUUUGUUGUUUAUUUUCUUUAUGAUAAUUUUAUAUUCAAGUAAAAAAUGGCAAAGAAAUAGAUUAUAUCGUUUAUUACCAGAAUCAAUGGAAUUAGAUGAAAUGGAAUUAGAAGAGAAUUCUGAUAAUGAAAUAUCCAACAGUUUGAAAUUAAGACAUUGA